Messenger RNA from Alnus glutinosa, 2934 nucleotides. RefSeq names its product putative disease resistance RPP13-like protein 1. Gene Ontology annotation, molecular function: protein binding; ADP binding. NCBI's taxonomy places the organism in Eukaryota, Viridiplantae, Streptophyta, Magnoliopsida, Fagales, Betulaceae. Gene Ontology annotation, biological process: defense response to other organism. Bases 66 to 2132 code for a protein of 688 amino acids. The transcript has 4 exons. The record is from RefSeq and is a predicted model, not a curated record.
CUUCAUUUUGCUCUGCUCUUUGCAAUCACCUUCCUUAGUUUACUUUGAUUUGCAAACAAGAAAACAUGGAGGUUGCACUUGAAGUUGCAGGCAUAGUUCUCUCUCCCUUCCUCCAAGUCUUAUUUGAAAGAAUGAUCUCUCGCAGUUUCCAUGACUCCUUGUGGGGGCAAAAACUCACCGACAAACUCCUAAGAAAGUUGAAGAUCGCGCUGUUGACUGUGACUGCAGUGCUCGAAGACGCGGAGGACAGGCAAUUUACGGAGACAAGUGUUAAAGAGUGGCUCGACGAGCUGAAAGAUACUGUGUAUACUUCAGAAGACAUUUUGGACGAGAUUGCUACACAAGACUUGCGACGCAAGUUGGAUUCUGAAUUUGGAAUCAAUAUUCUUAGUAAGGUACGUAACCCCAUCUCUACUUCUCCUUUUGACGUCAAUAAGAUAGUAGAGGAGAUAAAUGAUGUAAUUGACAGAUUAGAAGACCUUGCAAAAGAAAUAGGUGUUUUAGGUCUGAGAGCAGGUGUUGGGGGGCAACCAUUAGAAAGAGUGCCCACGACAUCUUUGAUCGAAGAAUCUAGCAUUUGUGGUAGAGAUGUUGAAAAGGAGGAUAUAAUUAAGUCACUGCUCUCUGACUCUGAUGAUGCGAGUGGCAGUGACAUAGGUGUGAUUGCCAUAGUGGGCAUGGGGGGAAUUGGCAAAACCACCCUUGCUCAGCUUGUAUAUAAUGACAACAAGGUGAAUGAGCAUUUUGACCUUAAAGCAUGGGUUUAUGUUUCAGAUACAUUUGACGUGGUCAUGGUGAUGAAAACAGUUCUAGAGGAAGUAGGUUCGCUUGCUAAUGCUGAUAGUAAGAAUCUAAAUCAGCUUCAAAUUAAACUCAAGGAGACGUUGAAAGGAAAGAAGUUCUUACUUGUUUUAGACGAUGUUUGGAAUAAGAAUUAUGCCAAAUGGGAGGUCUUAAGUAAUGCUCUGAAAUAUGGGGUACAAAAAAGUAGGAUCAUCGUAACAACACGUGAUCAGGAGGUUUCAUCAGUAAUGCUCGCUAGUGCAACUUUUCUUAUAAGGGAGUUGCCCAUAGAAGAUUGUUGGUCGCUAUUUGUAAAAUAUGCAUUCCACAAUGGUAACUCUAAUCAACGUCUGCAGCGAGAAGUAUUACGGAGAAGAAUUGUUGAAAAGUGCAAAGGCCUACCUUUGGCAAUCAAGGCAAUUGGGUCUCUCUUGCGGCCUAAGUUAGAUGUUGAGGAAUGGUAUAAAGUAUCGAGAAGUGAAUUAUGGAAUUUGCCAAUUGAGGAAACAUGCAUCAUUCCUGCUCUAAGAUUAAGUUAUAAAUAUCUUUCACCAAAUUUAAAACGAUGUUUUGCAUACUGCUCCAUAUUCCCAAAAGGUUAUGCUUUUGAAAGAAACAAAUUAGUCUUAUUAUGGAUGGCAGAAGGUUUCUUGCCGGAACACAAAAAUAAAACAAUGGAAGAAGUUGGUGACGAUUACUUCCAUGCUCUUGUAUCGAGAUCAUUAUUCCAACAAUCAAGUGGCAAUAAAUAUAUAAUGCAUGACCUUGUUAGCAAUUUGGCAAAAUUUAUAUCUAGACAAUUUGCUUUAAGCCUUGAUGAUGACUGUUCUUAUGAAAUUGGAUCCAAGACUCGCCAUUUAUCGUAUUCUCGUAAAAAAAUUAUUAGUAGGAAGCUUGAGAUGUUUGGUGGUCAAAAGAAGUCUGAGAUCUUUCCUGAAGCAAAGAGGUUGCGCACUGUCCGAGAAUUAAGUUCCAUUUGGGACGGUAAGUUCUACAUGUCUCUAGCCGAAUUUCCAUUGCCAAAGACAAGAUGUUUACGGGUGCUCAUUUUAUCUAAGCAAGAGGAGGUAACUAAGUUGCCAUAUUUAACUGGUAAUCUUAUACAUCUACGAUAUUUGGAUCUUUCUUACACUCCGAUUAAAAGUUUACCUGGUUCCAUAUGUAAGUUGUGCAACUUACAAACACUGAAUUUAUCACAUUGUUGGGAUCUUACUGCCUUGCCAAGAGAUAUGCAUAAACUCGUUAAUUUGCGUCAUCUUGAUAUUUCUGGAACUUAUGCUAUGAAAGAGAAGCCAAAACAUCUGGAUAGACUAAAAUGUCUCCGGACAUUAACUAUAUAUGAGAAAUGAUGUGGAUACGAAAUCUCCAAAGAGCUCCAUUUGCGCGUCUCUCUCCAAAAAUCAGUAAGACGACUGGAACAGCCCUGCACUAGAAGACUGAAGACUCCAUUUACGCAUCUCUCUCCAAGGUUGUGGAGGUUUCAACUUCCAAAACUGGGAAGCAUGGACCUGCUAAGUGCCACUUUGUUGUAAUUGACAUUUUCACUUCCAAGAAGCUUGAGGAUAUAUAUUGUUCCCUCGUCCCCCAACUGUAAUGUUCCCCAUGUCAACAGCAGAUUGAUAUAUCUGAGGAUGGAUUUGUAUGCUCAAGCUUUCCCGUUGAUUACUUUCUUGGAUUUAAGUGAACUUAAAAGAAAUGUAAUAUUUCGUUAAAUGCUUCAGGUGAUUCUGCUGACUGAGAAUGUUAUUAUGCAGAUCAAGGAUGGAUUAACAAGAGGGAAAAUAUCUGGUUGUUUCAGUGAUGUCUGCUAUGGGAGAGGAGCAGAUCUGUGCUCUCAAGGACAUUGGCCCCAAGUAGUUUUCCUCCAUGUGUGGGGAAAACUUCAAGACUUGGAACUUUAAAUUAGCAGAUAAUACUUCAAGACAGUGAUCUUAUGUGAGUUUGGGAACAUUCUUGUGGCAAGACUUUGCCAUUACCAAUUAGCUUUUUAUAAGCAAUAUUUUUCUUCUGUUUGAUUUUUUUGUUUUUUUGAAAAACUCUGUUUGAUUAGUACUGAACCAUUUACGGGUUCAUGGUGUUGAGAAGUUAUAUCCGCCAACAAAUACUGUAUUGUAUUUACACUUAUUGGCAUCUCGAUCAUGUUGUUUCAAA